AGGCGAAAGCGAAACUUUAGGAGAAGGGAUACAGAAGCGCUAAUGAGAAGACAGAGUUGCAACAGGCAAACGUUGCAUCACCAUCUGCCGAAACCUGACAUCUUGCGCAGUUUAUGGCCGAUUUCAAUGAUCUUGAUAACAAUGCAAGGCUCAGGGAUGUUUCUCGACCCGUCACAUCCAGUGGGGUGGCAAAUGCCUAUUGGAUAGCGCACGGUUAAAAAACAACAAAAAACAAAACAAAGUCUACUAAUGAACAGAUUUUUUUUACAAAACAGCAGAAAAACUUGUGGAUACGAUUUGCCGUUCGCAACCAUUAAGCCUAAGUCUUUGCUUAGUUCUAGUUGUAAAUUAAACUAAGAAAUGUGAGCAUUUUGUUAAUAUUUAGUAUCCUUGUAAUUUAUUUUAAGUGUAUAUUACGGUUAUAUUUAGACGUUAAGAAAUGAAUUUAGUACACUGGAUGUUGCGUGUGCAGGUGGUAUAAGUUAUAGGGCCAUAAGAAACAGGUUUGUCUCACUAUUGUUCCUCGUAAAUGCUGGAAAACUGUACUAAAACUACUGUCGGGAUGGCUGUUCUAGUGAGUUAGUCAGCCUGUAAUACAAAGAAAUAGCCUGCAGACAUUCCACGGAGCAAAGACAUGCAUCUUUGCAUCAUGAGCCAGUGACGGCGAGCUAUCUCUUAUUUCCGAGAACGUUUCGUGCGCUAUCGCUCCAAAGACUCGCCCGAGAGGAAAGAUUUCAGUGUAGGGUAUUUGCUGUGAGAAGCAGGGUCUAUUAUAGUGUAAGACGGUAGAGACGGUGUCGUACUAGAAAUAGAAUUCGGACUUCUCAGAACAAAAUCGUGUUAUUACAAAGUGACCCAAGACUCGAUAUGAUCGAAAACGAGUGAGCAAAAUUUAAUAACAGCCAAAAUAAUUAUUUUUGUUUUUCAAGAUGGAGAAAAUAUUAGUACUGUCAUUUGUUGCGCAGCUGUGUUUAGUAAUAAGUACAUCAGAAAUACCUGAUGUGAAUAUACUUUUCAAAAUGCCAGAAACUUCAAACCUUGUUUACAGUUUGGAUCGAGUUGAGGUUGAAUUACAUUCAAUGUCAAAUUCUCUUGGAAAAAUAUUACUUCAUGACAAUCACACAAUUAUUUGCUUUAAUCUACCUUGUGAAUUCAACAAUGGCGAAUGCCAGGGGAUGAUAUUUAUGUUUUUCCCGAAAGGUAUUGGAGAAGCGUUCUUCCCCAAAUCAUCAGUUCAAAAACAAAUCUCACCGCAAUUGGAGAAGCUGGGAACAAUUGUAGUCACGGAGGAGUGUAUGAUAAAAAUGCUAAGACAUGUGUAUGCCCCACUGGAUUUGCAGGACCUACAUGCACAGAAGCUUGUGGACCGAAUCACUUUGGUCAGAAUUGCAGCGGCAGAUGUUCAUCGUUUCAAGACGGUUGCAAGAACAUUAUAUUUUGCGAUACAUUUCGGAAUUGUUAUUGUGCCGCAGGAUUUAAAGGAACAAACUGUGAAAAAGAAUGCGAACCUGGGACUUAUGGAGCUAAUUGUCAAAAUUUAUGUGGAAGAUGUAAAGAAGGCUCCUGUGAUAAAUACACUGGUGAAUGCAAUGAUUUGUGUGAAGAAGGCUACUAUCCUCCAUUAUGCCAAAAGCGUAAGUAAUAACUAGUACAUACCUAGUAUAUUUAAUAUAAUUUUUUUUUUGUUACCUUUGUUACCUACACUGUUUUUACAUAUGUUCUAUCAGCUAAUUUAAAAAUAACCAUGCACAACAAAUAUAGUGUUUGAUAAAAUUGAUAAAAACGCUAAGCAAUUUGAAAAAAAAAAAAAAA
Molecule: messenger RNA, 1812 nt
Organism: Gryllus bimaculatus (two-spotted cricket)
Lineage: Eukaryota; Metazoa; Arthropoda; Insecta; Orthoptera; Gryllidae
Source: the annotation of a GenBank genome assembly